AUGUCAUCAAGCUUGCGAACGCUGGACGCCGCCGAUGAUAGACACCAACGUCGGAAGCGGAUGAAAGAAGACAACGAGCCUUCUGACCACGGCAGACAGGAUCGGCAGGACAUCACAGGCUCUGGCGCUACUCGUGCAAACGAGCCCCGUUCCCCUAUGCAAUUCAUUCGCGAUAGUCCUCCCCCGAAGCGGAUCCGACGGGAAUACGAAGCAGCCACUUCAGAGCAGCAGCAGGAAGUUUUAUUGAGUAGCGAGCAGUCGGUUAUAAAUAUGCACUUGCGUGCGAACCACGACGAAGCUGCCAUCGAGGCUGCACCUGGCCCCAUCUCCACUGGGGUCUUUGAAGACCAUCUAUCUGACGGAAGACCUUCGAGUGGCAUAUCUAUGAAUCAAGUUGGGACAACCUCUACUAAGGAGAUCGCACACACGGAUGGUAGAGGGUCAGCCGACCCUCCGGUGGAUCCUGGCAAGGCUCGAGGCAACCUUUCGGGCAUGCUUUGCUUCAGGCUAAAGGAGUUGGAGGAGACUUUCCUCUGCAGGAGACCGCCUUGGGAUGAUGUCUUCGACCGAGACGCGAUAUUCACGAUCAUAAGGGACAAUGCCGAACGACGCCGUAGACAUCUGCUGGUCAGGACCAUAGAACACCGUAUGGAUAUAUGGGGGCUUUGUCAGCUUGCUCUGUCCGGGGAAAUUCCAGAAGAAAAUCUGUUCAAAUCCUUCCGGGAUGGCGAGUGCUACAUGCUCAGACCAACCCCUCGCUCUCCUGUACCCCUCCAGUGGAUCCACAUCAGCCCAGGCGCAAUCCCGGAUGCACUUGCAGACAUGUCACUGGCAAAUGUCCCGUACACUCUUCGCAACCUCAACGUCGUAAUGGGCACAGCUUACACGCUCGAGAUGGAAGGCAUGCGAGAAUUUCUCGAGUAUGCGAUCCGGGAGUCACGUGACUUCGGGGAGGUCUACGGCCAUGGGAUCUGCUCAGCAACCGAAUACUCCCCUAUCAUCUGGGUUGCCGACGAAGAUCGCGUUGACGUAUGGACGAACAUCAACGGCAACCAGUGGCCAGCACCUACCCCACGCGCGACAACUCUCGAGCAUGUUCGUGUUGAGCUGCUCAACAUGGGAGCAGAGUACGUCUGGGUAGAUGUUCUGUGUCUGCGGCAGAAGGGCCAUAAUGAGGACGAGCCGGCGCGGUUGGAGGAGUGGAAGGUCGAUGUACCGACUAUUGGCUAUAUCUACCAAGCCGCGUCCAGCAGCAGACGCUGCGUCACAUACUUCAACGGUCUCGGGCUCCCAUUCGCCACAGCUCCUGAUGUUGUCGCUUCCGAUCGCCAUUGGUUCAAUCGUGUCUGGACAUUGCAGGAGUCUGUGUCCGAGUGGCUGCCUGGUGGGCUAGCCGACACCUCUUUUGUCGACGGACACGCAUUCUUUGCUCGGCUGAGCAAAAUUAUCCUCAGUGCAUCACCCGGCUCAGGUACCAGCUUGACUCAAGACCUCAUAUCGCGCCAUUGCACCAACGAACUCGACAGGAUUGUCGGCCUCGCAUACUGUUCCGGAGAUUGUAUCACUCUACCCAUUGUUAAAGACCUCUGA
Messenger RNA from Phanerochaete carnosa HHB-10118-sp, 1590 nucleotides. RefSeq lists its product as uncharacterized. The transcript has 8 exons. The coding region runs from base 1 to 1590 and encodes 529 amino acids. The record is from RefSeq and is a predicted model, not a curated record. NCBI's taxonomy places the organism in Eukaryota, Fungi, Basidiomycota, Agaricomycetes, Polyporales, Phanerochaetaceae.